GUUUUCUCUAUCCAAGAACUGAAGGCAUAAUGUAGGAUGGGGCUGUGCGGAAAUUUUACCUCUUAAUCAAAUCAGCGCGAGUGUGAAAUAACACUGAGACCGAACCGGAACACACCGGUAGCUAGAAGGCAAUUCUGUUUAGACCAGUGCAGUUUUUAUAUCAGCUUUUUCCAUUCUUUAACUUCAAAGUUGCCGAAAAGCAAUUUCCCAUGGUUUCUAAGAAAGCCCAAAGGUCAUUAAAAACAAAGUCUUGUUAAGUCGCCAAGUUUGUUCAAUGUCGGUAAUAAAUCUUCCGGAAAGCGCAACCAAUAUGGCACAUUCCUGAAUGGUACUGCAAAUUUAAUUUGUGUCUGACACUUCGAAAAAAAUCUCUUGCUUGGAAACCACAGACUAGGAAGGGUGAUAUCAUUGAGGUGUCGCAUGGAAUGUAACAACUUUACUAUUUCAUCCAAUGAAUGGUUACCUUGUUUAGGCUCUGACCAGUGUUUUUGGUAAGAACAUAUUUUUCAAAUCACUUGAUCACCCUGGGUAGAGGUUACUAAAACCGGAAAAAGAGAAGGAAGAAAAUUAAGAAAGCACAAUGGCUUUGAGACGCAGUGGCAAUAGCCACAACAAUCGAACUUUUCAGCUUUAUUCAAUUGUAGAGUGAAAUAUGUAGGAUUCCAUCAACUGCUUGGAUUGGAUGUAGCGAUAACUGUUUGUCCUGGAGGAAGAGACGGUGACAAGUAUUUUCGUAAAAUAUUUAUAUCAGGAAUUUAGUCACGAGGAUUCAAUUAAUUGUCCAAAGUUCUGGUAGCCUUCUUUUCUCCCCCUGACCCAAUAGGUCUUUGUAAUAAUUGUAAACAUACUCAAUUAGAAUAAGGUCCAUGUAAAGGUGUGAUACGCAAAAUAUGCUAGCAAUUUCUGCCAACCUAACGACCCGGAAAGUUCAGCAACCUCUGGCGAAGUGAAGACGAUGGUUCAGGUAACUUUAAGCAUAAGUUUAUUGAAAUUUAGCCAAAGAGACAGCGCAAUUAAAUACCCAUGCGUAGGAAUAUGACAUAUUUUCUAGGAAAAUGAUCGGUAAAAUUUCCGCACAGCCCAAACUAUUGUUAAACAAAUCUGAAUUGAACGCAUAAUGUAGAAAGGAGCUGUGCGGAAAUUUUACCUACAUACAUAUUUCAUUCGUGGCAAUAGGAAUUUUCAAGAGAGCUUCUAAGAAUGAUUGUAAUGAACCUUCUCUUUAGGAACAAAGAUUAACUUUUAAAGGUCAUGUUAUGAUUAAUCUUGUCUUCGGGUUCCCAACGUUCUUCAAUAUUAGUUAUUCACAUUAAAGAGAGAGUCUGGGAACUAGAUGAUCAUUCAUUUGUGAGUCAGUAAUCCACAACUGUAUUCGCGGCCAUGAGUGUGGCUUUUCAGUCAGGUGUAACUCGUAGUUACAUUUGACGCUCAGGAGAGGCGUAAAUGUAUCUUUUGGAGUUUUAGCUACAACUCCUAUCCAUCGCUUUGACCACAGUAAAAACACGUCCACGUGAACAGCUAUAAACAGAAUAACAGUCGAGUAAUGAUUGCGUUACUAAAGAUUUGGAUCUCGUGAGGAAAGAUCUUUACACUUGUCGCCGUCGAAGCUCGCGGACGUACUCAGCGAGGUAGGAUUUGGGAGGAGCAGUUCCGGUAACUGUGCUAAAGGGAACUUGAAAUAAUUUCGAAAGCAAUUUUUCGGCUAUCACACGUGGUCUUUCAGUUUUGGGAGAUGUUAGCUUCCGUAGUUUACUCGGCUUAAAUUUUUUGCAGCUUCACUUCUUUUUAACGUUUCCACAAUUCAGACUCGAAGUUAUUUCACUCAUUUUAUUUUGAUAUCUUAUGUAACGAGAAAAUGAACAGCAUCAACGGGUUGUUGUUAUUGGAGAAAUCUUUUCCGAAUGAUUCUCGUUUUUUCACAUUGGCUUGCCGAAAAUUCUCCGUUCGAAUAACGACGACGAACUCCCAAUUCUUCGCAUGCUGGUUAGACAUAAUACCACUUACGAGAGUUUUUGAACUUGCUGAAGUGCCAGCACUUCGUUUAAUAUAAAUUUACCUCUUUGUACAGACUUCGACUAAAUAUUAUUUUGAAUUCAGUGAAGGUCACUAUAAUAUUCUAACCACCAAAUUAGUAGCAAUCAAUUAUUUAAUUCGGUGUUCCGUCUUGAUAAAUCCCUAUUAAAGCUGAGGAUUUCAUUACUUCGCCAUAUUUGAAGACAAUUUUCAAGUUCUAAUAUUUUUCAACUUAACUUUUCAAAAGAUUUCUUGUUGGAAAUCAAGAUUAAAAUGGGAGUCACGAUAUUGUGUUUACAUACUUAGAGCUUAAUUUAUGCAAAGUAAAACCUUUGCUGAUUCAUUGUAACGAAUGGAAAUACACUCGCUAUUUGCUGCAUUUCAUUUGUUGUUGUUCUUGGCCAAUACAAGCUGUUAUCUUUUCAAAACCCUCUACCUUACUUAUAAGAACAGGCAAGCUGUAGGGUGAGGUCGUUGUAUCAAGUUUUUGGAGGCUUAUAUUUUUGCAAAUUUAGCUCGGAAAUAAUCCCAAAAGCAACAGCACUGUAAUAACAUUUUCCCUUUUUGUUUACAGUAAUCUGCUUUGAACAAGAACCUGUCACUCAAAUGUCGCUGUAUUCCUGUGACGAUGAAUAUGAAGUAGUGGUGAUAGGAAAUGGUCCUAGUGCUUUAAGUCUGUCCUAUUUGUUAUCUGGAAAUGUACCAUACUACAUUCCUCAUCAGCAUCCAAAUGUUAUUCUUGACCAGAAGCUGUCCGAGGAACCUGGAAAAUCACUGCUGGACACUGAUUUGGAGUACUUGAGUGAGGGAUUAGAAGGGCGCUCUUUAAAUCCUGUUGCCCUGUUGUUUGACCAGUUACUGCGACCCAAUGCUGACCUGGGUAAAGACCAAGGUUCGUGUCUCAAGUGGCAUCACAAUGAAAACAGAGCUGUGAAACAUCUGGUCAUGGGGAGUGGGCCCCCUGGAGGAUCUUGGCAUCAUAUGCAGGGAUCCCAGCUGACCCUCAGCCUUAAUAACUGGCUUGAAUUACCAGGGUGUGAUUUUCAAGACUGGUUAAGGGCUCAUCGCUCUUCAACUGUGCGCAAACCAUGUAAUCUUGUCACAAAUGGAGUGAAAAGUGAUGGUUACAGUUAUGAUCGGGCAACAACAAGCCACAUUGCGGAAUACUACAAGGACUAUGUCAAUUAUACCAACAUUGCAUCAAACUUUUGGAAUGAUGCCAAGGUGUUGUCAGUCAAACGUGUUAAUCCUGCUGAUUAUACUAACUGCCACUGCAGAAUGUCUAGCAUUCACAGAGAAGGCUUCUGGGAAAUUCAAGGUGUUAGGGAGACUUUUCCGAGCAUGCCCGAACUGUUUGUUGUGCAUGCAUACAAUGUUGUCCUUGCCACAGGAAGCAAUGUCCCAAAGCUACUAGGAAUUCCUGGAGAAAACCUUCCAUUUGUCUGCCACAAGAUGGAUCGUAUAGACAGUUAUUUAGGAGAACUUAGUGAGAUUGCACAUUCAAUGGACCCAUGUCUGGUAGUAGGGGCAGGAUUAUCUGCUGCUGACUGUGUCUUAGCUCUGCGCAAUAAGGGUGUCCCAGUCAUCCAUGUGGUGCGCCGGAAUGGAAAUGAUCCUAAAAUCAUUUACAAUCAGCUACCUGGUGUGGUGUACCCAGAGUACUACAAAGUGGGCCAAAUGAUCAAAGGUGAGGUGACCACAGCAUAUGGAAAAGAUUCCUCCUAUGUGGCUUACACCAAGACUACCCUAGUGGAGAUUCGUAAAGACAAAGAGUGCAUUCUGAAGAAGGCUGAUGGAACCCUCUUUAAGCAGAAGGUCUCGAAUGUUUUUGUGUUGGUUGGUGCAGUUCCAGAUCUUUCUUUCCUGUCUGAUGUCAAUACUAGUGAACUUGGAAGUAAUCCUGCAAAGAAAAUUGAUAGCAAAGGGAAUCCUAUCAAUAUUAAUCCCUUUAGUUAUGAGACUGUUCUGGAACCAGGCUUGUUUGCGGUUGGCCCUCUGAUUGGAGACAACUUCGUCCGCUUUGGCAUUGGAGGUGCACUAGGUAUUGCAAAUCAUCUCAUGAAGGAAGAGGAAUAGUUUUCUCUCUGAACCUGGGGAAAAAAAACUUAGCACAUGGUGGAAUAUAAGAUUUAUUUAAAUAUUUAGAUGUAUUUUUUAUUAACUUUAUUCUAAUUUAAUAAUUUGUUGGUAAGACCUCAAAAAACCAAUCUUCUCUUUUUUUUAAAAUGUGGUGCAGAAAAUCAGAUUAAUAGAUAUCUUUAAGGUUGAAACAAUUACAUCCGACUCGUAGUUCAAUGUUAUGCUUCACUAAAAUUUUCCAUAUCUCAUUUACUGGUAAUUUUAGACUCGAAUGAGACAAGGUCAAAUUGCUGUCCAUCAUCAAGUUGAAGUUGUUAAGUUUCAUGUGUUCUUUUGGGUGGCUGAUAUGACCUCAGCCUUUAACAUACUGGGUAAUUGUGUUCAUGAUAUUGUUGUGUAUAAAUUGUGUAUAACCCUUACAUUGUAUCUUGAAUAGUAGAAGUUUUUUCUUUGUGUAGUUAUGGGGCAGUGAUCUAUGAGGUGCCAGAGUGUAUCAAAGAAAAAUUGGACUACUUUAAUUGUCAAAUUAUGGUACUUUUGUUUUUAUUUACAGUUUUUAUAGGGAGCCAUUUAUUUCUCUCCAAAUUUUUGUAUUUUGGCUGUGCUUGUUCAAACAAAGUUUCCUACAGAGAACUUGUGCAACAUUUGAAGGCAAUGUAACAACUUGUCAUUAGUGAAUUGUAAAAUUUUUAACUUUAAGAGUUGGACCUAUAAGUUCAUUUUACUAAACGACUAGCAAAGGCUAGAAGACUUGUAUUUAUUCCACCAUAAUAUAUAAAAGGCUUGUAGUUUGCUGGACAAAAAACACCUUUCAUUAAAAAACUGGAUUUGUCUUA
Molecule: messenger RNA, 4928 nt
Organism: Pocillopora damicornis (cauliflower coral)
Lineage: Eukaryota; Metazoa; Cnidaria; Anthozoa; Scleractinia; Pocilloporidae
Product: oxidative stress-induced growth inhibitor 1
Source: RefSeq, a predicted model, not a curated record